Messenger RNA from Drosophila busckii, 1529 nucleotides. Its product is annotated as zinc finger protein 678. Gene Ontology annotation, molecular function: RNA polymerase II cis-regulatory region sequence-specific DNA binding; DNA-binding transcription activator activity, RNA polymerase II-specific. Bases 73 to 1467 code for a protein of 464 amino acids. Gene Ontology annotation, biological process: regulation of transcription by RNA polymerase II. Lineage: Eukaryota; Metazoa; Arthropoda; Insecta; Diptera; Drosophilidae. Gene Ontology annotation, cellular component: nucleus. The record is from RefSeq and is a predicted model, not a curated record. The transcript has a single exon.
CGCCAGUUGCAACCAGCCUGAGUGGAGUGCAUUUCAUUUUAAAUGUAGUGUGAACAAAAGCUACUUUGGAGCAUGCUGAAGCUACAGACGCCUUUCGAUCAUGCCCAGCGUUGCGGCGAGGUGCUCUGCCUGGGACCUGCAAUCUAUGAGGUGUGCUGUGCUAUGUGUGAACUUCGUCUGCCGUACGACGAAUUUCUGCAGCAUUAUCAGCAGGAGCAUGUGGGCGGCGUGCCCACAGAGGAGUUGCAUUUGCAGCCAGUGCUUAUUGCAAGCGAGGAGCUUGAGGAUCCCAUAGCACAACAUGAUGAGGUCCAUGAAGUGGACUUGCAGAAAAUAGCGUUGCUGGAGCAGAAACAGGAGGAAGAGCUGGAGACUGAGACUGAUAAAGCUGUCACAUUGCGAACCAUAAGACCUUGCAAACGGGGCCGUCGUCCGCUAAUAGCAAUGAUCAAUGACAAACUGAGGCACGAGAAAGCCCGGACAUUGCGUGAGCAGGACAGCAACGGAGAUGACGAUGACGAUGACGAACAGGACGACACACGCGAUAUGCUUUUCCAUUGUGAGCUCUGUGAUCGCGCCUAUGGCACCAAGCACAGUCUGCAGAGCCACAAGCGCCUCAAGCACAACCAAGUCAAGUUCACCAAACCUUUGGUGCCGUUAGAGCCGCCAGCUGAAACUGCUGCGGGCAGCAGCAAAUCGUCAGCCAGAGGACGACGCACUAAGGUCUAUCGCUGUUCAGAGGACGGCUGCGGUCUGACAUUUCGCUCGGAGCGUGAUCUGCGUGGACAUCGCUGGAAGCAUACGGGCAUCUUUUGCGACAUCUGCGGCAAGCCAUUUACCCAAACGGGCAACAUGAUGCGUCAUCGCCAGCGCCACAGUGGCAUCAAGCCGCACAAAUGCGAGGAGCCCGAUUGCGAUGCCACCUUCUAUACACAAAAGGAGCUCACCUCACAUAGCAUUUGCCAUACCGGACGCAUGCCCUGCAUCUGCGAAAUCUGUGGACGACCUUGUCGCGAUCGUGGCGUGCUUACUGCCCACAUGCGUCGCCACACAGGCGAGCGUCCGGCCAAGUGCAAUGUAUGCGAUAAAUCCUUCUAUAGCUUCCACGAUCUCAGUGUGCACUCGAUUACGCAUACAACGCUGAGGCCGUUUGUUUGCGAUAUCUGCGGCUCCACGUUCCAGCGCAAAAAGGCGCUCAAGGUGCACAGACAGCUGCACUCGGAUCAGCGUAGAUUUAUCUGCAAAUUGUGCGGCAAGGCUUUUGCCCAGUCCGGUGGACUGACUGCCCACAUGCGUACCCACGAGAUCUACGCUCCCAAGCCAGUGGCGCCCACAGUUGAACUUAUAAAUCCCAUUGAUGAAGUGGAUAUGGGAGAUACAACACCGACAGCGAAUCUGGAGCAAGAGGAACUGCAACUGCAGCAGCUAAUGCACAAUGAUGAAUUGAAUUCUAGCCUAUGUACAUAAAUGCCAUAUAAAAGUAUUUAAUGCUAACUCAAAUUUAAAUGUAAUUAAAUAAAGUGAAGCAA